Messenger RNA from Knipowitschia caucasica, 2061 nucleotides. The record is from the annotation of a GenBank genome assembly. Lineage: Eukaryota; Metazoa; Chordata; Actinopteri; Gobiiformes; Gobiidae.
AUGGCGGUCACGGAGCCUGGGAUCUUGCGUGUGUGCCCUGUUCAGUUGUUCUCGAUGUUUCCACACGAGCAGGGUCACCCUCUGACCACCCUGCUCCCUUUGGGGUUGUCCUGCUCACUGUGGACCCGGGGAGAGCGGGUAGAAGAGGGAGGUCAAACGCAGAAGAUGGAGAAUGGACAAGGCACAGGCGCAAAGCUUGGCCUUCCGCCGCUCACCUCAGAGCAGCAAGAAGCGCUGCAGAGGGCCAAGAAAUAUGCCAUGGAACAAAGCAUUAAGAGUGUUUUGGUGAAGCAGACCAUAGCCCAUCAACAACAACAGCUCACCAACUUGCAGAUGGCAGCAGUGACAAUGGGCUUUGGAGAUCCUCUCUCACCUUUACAAUCGGUGGCUGCGCAGCGACAACGUGCACUAGCCAUCAUGUGUCGGGUCUAUGUGGGGUCCAUUUACUACGAGCUUGGGGAGGACACAAUCAGACAGGCUUUUGCUCCCUUUGGUCCAAUUAAGAGCAUUGACAUGUCUUGGGAUUCUGUUACUAUGAAACACAAGGGUUUUGCAUUUGUGGAAUAUGAUGUUCCAGAAGCUGCACAGUUGGCUCUGGAUCAAAUGAACUCAGUCAUGUUGGGGGGAAGGAACAUAAAGGUUGGGCGCCCAAGUAACAUCGGUCAGGCGCAACCCAUCAUUGACCAGCUGGCAGAGGAGGCACGCGCAUAUAACCGAAUCUACGUGGCGUCGGUUCACCCUGACCUGUCAGACGAUGACAUCAAGAGUGUAUUUGAAGCUUUUGGAAGGAUCAAGUCUUGUACAUUAGCCAGAGAUCCCAACUCUGGGCGGCACAGAGGCUUUGGCUUCAUUGAGUAUGAAAAGCCUCAGUCAUCUCUGGAUGCUGUAUCUUCUAUGAAUCUCUUUGACCUUGGAGGUCAAUACCUCCGAGUAGGCAAAGCAGUGACCCCACCCAUGCCAUUACUUUCUCCCUUGACUUCAACAACACCCGGUGGUAUGCCGCCUGCUGCGGCUGUGGCCGCGGCAGCAGCCACUGCCAAGAUUACUGCCCAGGAGGCUGUAGCUGGUGCGUCUGUUCUGGGGGCGUUAACCGCUCCACAACUUCUGGGGCAACAAAUGGGAAUCCCUCAAGCUGUUAUGGCUGCUCAGGCACCUGGAGUCAUCACAGGUGUAACUCCAGUUCGCCCUCCCAUUCCGGUGCUUCCCCAAGUGGGUCUGGUGAACCCUGUGCUAGCAUCGCCGCCGGUCCUCGCCGCACAAGCGCUGGCCGCGCAAACACAGGAAAAGAAAGAGAAGGAGGAGACGCUCCAGGAUGGAACGGGACAAGAGAUGUUGAGUGACCAAGAACACAUGAGCAUUUCUGGCAGCAGUGCUCGACAUAUGGUCAUGCAAAAACUACUGCGGAAAUCCGAGUCUACUGUCAUGGUGCUCAGAAAUAUGGUUGGACCAGAGGAUAUCGACGAUGACCUUGAAGGAGAAGUGACCGAGGAGUGUGGCAAAUUCGGGAAUGUUAACAGAGUCAUCAUCUAUCAGGAGAAACAAGGAGAGGAAGAGGAUGCUGAUAUUAUUGUCAAAAUCUUCGUAGAAUUUUCCAAUGCUUCAGAAAUGAACAAAGCGAUAUCGGCUCUUAACGAUCGAUGGUUCGGAGGCCGCAAAGUUGUUGCUGAAGGCCUGCCUCAUCCAGGGGUGGGAAGGAAGCGCGACUCCUCCAGCUCCGCGUCUCUGCUGCUUCACCCAGAACCAGGAACCACAGCACGGACUCCACUUGUGGCGUGUGUCGGCCAUAAUGAGGACAUAUUGUGGGCAGAUGUUGUGUUUCCACUGCCCCGAGGUGAAGACGUGAAGUGUGGAUACAAUGGAUCUUCUUCUGCAUCUGAACUGAAACCAGGAUACAACUCACCAGCUCAUCUAAGGGAUUAUUUUGUACCUAAGUGGAUUUCGGCCUCCCUCCCGGGUUUGUUGUGGGAGCACCGCUAUAGUUCUGACUGCAGACCUCGUCCCCACUUGGUUCUUUCUCCUGGUGGUCCUGCCCCUGCGUCUCCGAUGAGGAGAGUACAGUAG